GAUCGUGAGCUCGUCUCUUUCAGCUGAUGGAGAACGCAGCCUACACGUUCGAGCAGCUGCUGCACAAGGCCGUGCAGGACAACCCCGACAACGCCGGCUCCGCCCUGGAAAAGGCCAAACACAGAGUGCUGAAGCAAUACGACUACGACAGCAGCUCAGUGAGGAAGAGGAUCUUCCAGGAGGCGCUCGUCUCCAUCACGCUGCCCUUCAUCAAGAAGAACCUGGCCCCCACCUGCAAGACUGAGCUUCAGGGUCUGGAACAGUUCAUCGACGCCGACCACUCCAACUUCAUCCAUGUCGAGAACGUUUAUGAGAGCAUCCUCCUCCAAAUGCUGGACAAGGAGGUCACCAAAGUGGUGAAGGAGGCGGCCAGCCUGAAGAAAUACAACCUGUUCACAGAGAGCAGGGACCUGGUCAGCUGCUCCAGCCUCUCCUCCCCGUCCGUCUCCACGCCGGGCAGCCCCGCCAUGUCGCUGGCCUCCCCUGCUAAAACCAACUACGAGCCCCAGCCGCCCUCUCCUCUGGCCAAUGGUCUGUCUUCCAUCCCCCGGAAGGACGAGAGGAAGGAGGUAGAGAAAGACGCGCCGCAGAGUGCAGGCUUAACGGACGUGACGGUGAUCGAGACGCCUCUGGGCGAAGUGGAACAAAUAGAAGUGGCUCAGAGUGUCGCCGUCAGCGAGGAGAGUGAGACACCUGCACCCAGAGCAGAGGAGGUCGUCCAGACUGUGAAGGCAGAAGCAGACGUCCCCGUCCAACCUGAGACGACAGUUUUAAAAGACACAACCGCUCAGAAUGAGACACAAGACGUCAGUGUGGCAGCAGCUCCAGAGACUGUGAUCCAAGAGGACGUGAUUUCUGUCCAGACAGAGAAAGUGGAGACGAGCACAGAUGUUGGAGAAGAAGCAGGAGCAGCUGCAGAAAGUUUAGAGACAGAUGUUGAAGAAGAAGCUGCACAAACAGAAGCUGCACAAUCAGAAGCUGCUUCAGGGGGAGGUGGUUCUCCGCUCGCAGCCGUCAGGGAGGGAGACGCACAGAGCCAGAGCUCAGGAGUCUCGUUAGAGGCUCCCCCUGGUGGUGAGGCAGCUGCAGACAUACCUGGAGAGUUCAGCCUGGGCGUGAUGGGAGACGAAGCAGAACCAAUCACUGUCUCAGGCCUCAACUCUCUGGAUGUGUCAGUCGGCAGCGAGUCACCGCCCUCAGACUUGGGGUCCGAGGGCAGUGAAGACGUCAAAGCCGCGCAGAGCAGCGGGGACGAAGUCUCCACAACCUCCGAUGUCCUGGAGGACGACCUCAGUAGAUCACCUGUGAGCUCAGACGACGCCCCUGAGGCCAAGAGCACCGAGCCUCCUCAGACCCAGACGGAGGCAGUGAGCCGUGAUGUCAGUGUGAGCGAGGACGUCGGAGCAGGAGCGAGCGCAGAGGCUGAAGCAACAGAUGCUCCAACCUCUGAACCUGUCCCAGAGGAGGCUCCUGUCCCGGAGAAGGCUCCUGUCCCAGAGGAGGCCCCUGUCCAGGAGAAGGUUCCUGUCCCAGAGGAGGCCCCUGUCCCGGAGAAGGCUCCUGUCCCAGAGGAGGCCCCU
Paralichthys olivaceus (Japanese flounder) is the source of this 1580-nucleotide messenger RNA. NCBI's taxonomy places the organism in Eukaryota, Metazoa, Chordata, Actinopteri, Pleuronectiformes, Paralichthyidae. The record is from RefSeq and is a predicted model, not a curated record.